GUAUAUACAGAGAGUGAGGAAACGAAUAAGACAAAACACCUCUCACUCUAUUCGGAGCUACCAUUUUCCGGUUGCAUUCUCUUUAGCUGAAGUAUAAAUGCUUGGUCUAUGUUUUACAUAUAUAUGUCAUUGAUGUCAUUCUUAUCACUCCUUGUGAAUCUUUGACAGCGUAUCUUAUCGAUGAUUCGACUCGUAGAUAUUUUCUCGCACUCGUCAGAUUCUGCUGGGUAGUAUUUUUAGCGACGAGACAAUUUCGAACACGUAAAAUUCCGCGAACAAUCGACGAGUUAUUCUUCGUUCGUUAUCGACAGUCUCGAGUUUUCCCGGCUCAAAAUGUGUCUGUCUAUGACAGCGUUCAGUCGACGAGGAUAUGUUUCGAGGGAUAUCGUGCGACUUAACAGCAAACAACCUAAUUAUUAUCCUAAUCAUAACAAAAUGUUAUUAAUGGAUAGCACAUUGCCACGACGAUAUCCCAUGUCGUCGUGUAUCGCUGACAUUUCGCGGAUCUUGAGCGCUUCCUCCGAAAGCUGUAGGACGUUCUCUUCUGCGAGGACUCCGAUAUCUUUCGAGGAUGUCUCUGAAGCUCUGACAAAGCAACGAGCGAAAGAAUUUACUUCAAAACUCACCUCCGAGGAGCGCAAACUCUUUCUAGCCGCAUUAAAUGAAUCCAAAUCUGAAGAGGAUAAAGCUGGCUAUGAAGGUCAACUGGCGGCUUUCCGAUGGAGGAGCAAACUUGGUAGACCCAGUAAAAUUCCAUCCCUUGGUGAAGUAGAUCCUACAGGAACCUAUUGUCCUGUGCCAGAUGAUUGGCUGAAUCGCAAGUAUGUUGAAAAUGUUGCAGAACUAUCCACGAAAGAUCUGGUGCUAGUUGCAAUCGCAAACGCGAUUCCAUUUGUCGGAUUUGGUUUCCUCGACAAUUUCAUCAUGAUUGUCGCGGGCGAUCAAAUUGAGAUGUUGUUCAACGCGAAGUUUCCCAUCUCGACCAUGGCAGCAGCCGCGCUGGGCAACACGGUGUCCGACGUCAUCGGAAUCGGGUCGGUGCAUUACGUUGAAAUAUUCGCCCAGAAAGUCGGCUUCGAAGCGCCGAAGUUAACACCUGCGCAAUUGAAUCUACCCAGGACGCGGGUGGCCGCGAACAUGGGCCGAGUCAUUGGAGUUACAAUUGGAUGUCUCCUGGGUAUGACGCCUAUACCGAUAGCCGCGCUUUUCCGUAACGGUAGCUGAAUUGUCUAAAGAAGAGGGAACGCCAGUGGAUGUUAUGUUCGAAAAUUAGGAAGCUAUAAUUAAUUCACUUGUGAAUUAGGGGGCCGUAACCGUCCUGCACUUGCAAUAAGCACUUUAUCACAAAUUCCUCUACAAACAUUUCAUCUUUAACUACAAUAACACGACUUUUAUCUUACUAAGUGUAUUUAAUGUAUAAAUCUAUAAAGUGUGUUAAACAAAGUUUAUAUAAUAAUUAUUAUUAUUAAUAGAUAAAAGA
Odontomachus brunneus is the source of this 1480-nucleotide messenger RNA. RefSeq lists its product as uncharacterized. Gene Ontology annotation, cellular component: mitochondrion. The record is from RefSeq and is a predicted model, not a curated record. The transcript has 6 exons. The coding region runs from base 334 to 1224 and encodes 296 amino acids. NCBI's taxonomy places the organism in Eukaryota, Metazoa, Arthropoda, Insecta, Hymenoptera, Formicidae.